AUGUUUUCCCGCCAUAUUAGUAAAACUUGCUUCGGUUACGUAAAACAUUGCAUUAAAAUGAGUACCACAGUAGAAAAUGGAAGUGGUGACAAUGGACCAAAGAAAAAAACUAUUGAAGGGAUAUAUCAAAAGAAAUCUCAAUUGGAACAUAUUUUACUGCGCCCUGACACCUACAUUGGUUCAGUUGAAACAGCAACAGAAAUGAUGUGGGUUUAUGAUAAAGAGAAAGAAGCAAUGGUACAGAGGGAAAUAAAAUAUGUUCCUGGAUUAUAUAAAAUAUUUGAUGAAAUUUUAGUAAAUGCAGCAGAUAAUAAACAGAGAGAUCCUAAAAUGGACGCAAUAAAAAUUGAAAUUGAUCCAGAAAACAAUGUUAUAUCUAUAUGGAAUAAUGGUAAAGGUAUUCCAGUGGUAGUUCAUAAAGAAGAAAAUAUGUAUGUUCCUACAAUGAUAUUUGGCCAUUUGUUAACAUCAUCUAAUUAUGAUGACGAAGAAGAAAAAGUAACAGGUGGUAGAAAUGGUUAUGGAGCAAAAUUGUGUAAUAUUUUUAGCCAUCGUUUUACUGUGGAGACUGCAUCUAAAGAAUACAAGAAGUGUUUAAAACAAACAUGGUGCAAUAACAUGGAAAGUGCAAGUGCACCCAGAAUUAAAGACUUCUCUGGUGAAGAUUUUACAAAAGUUAUAUUUUCACCAGAUUUAUCGAAAUUUAAAAUGCAAUCUUUGGAUGAUGAUAUAGUUGCUCUUAUGUCUCGAAGAGCUUUUGAUAUAGCAGCUUCUACUAGAGGUGUUAAAGUCUACCUUAAUGGUACUAGGAUACCUAUCAAAAAUUUCAAGGAUUAUGUUGAUUUUUACAUAAAAGGUAAAGAAGAUGACAUGGGCAGUCCUUUGAAGCUUGUAUAUGAAAACUGUGGACCUCGCUGGGAAAUAGCUAUUACUUUAUCUGAUAAAGGUUUCCAGCAAAUGUCUUUUGUAAACAGUAUUGCAACAACGAAGGGCGGACGACAUGUAGAUCACGUUACAGAAUUGAUUGUAAAACAAUUAAUAGAAACUUUAAAAAAGAAAAAUAAGGCUGGAGUGACAAUUAAACCGUUUCAAAUAAAAAAUCAUUUAUGGAUUUUUAUUAAUUGUCUAAUUAAUAAUCCUACAUUUGAUUCACAAACCAAGGAGAACAUGACAUUACAGCCUAAAAGUUUUGGAUCAAAAUGUGCACUUACUGAUAAAUUUAUUACAUCUGUAAGAAUACCAAAACUGGAAGAUGCCAAUGAUGCAGGAACUAAUAGAUCAUUGGAAUGUACACUUAUAUUAACUGAGGGAGAUUCAGCUAAAAGUAUGGCUGUGUCUGGAUUAGCGUCAAUAGGUCGAGAUAGAUAUGGUAUAUUUCCUCUAAGAGGAGACGAUCUAAAAACGUUACGUUAUGGAAAAAUGAUGAUAAUGACUGAUCAGGAUCAGGAUGGUUCCCAUAUCAAAGGCUUGUUAAUUAAUUUCAUUCAUCACAAUUGGCCAUCAUUAUUGAAACUAAAUUUUGUAGAGGAAUUUAUUACACCUAUUGUUAAAGCAUCAAAGGGAAAUCAAUCAUUGAGUUUUUUCUCAAUGCCAGAGUUUCAUAAGUGGAAAUCUGAAACGAAUAAUUUUCAUACUUACAAGAUUAAAUACUACAAAGGUUUGGGUACUUCUACUGCUAAAGAAGCAAAAGAAUAUUUUGAAAAUAUGGCUAGACACAGAAUCAGGUUUAAGUACGAUGGAGAUCAAGAUGAUCAGAAUAUUAUCAUGGCCUUUAGCAAAAAAUGUGUUGAUCAACGUAAGGACUGGUUAAUGAAUCAUAUGGACGAAACAAAGAGAAGAAGAGAAAUUGGUCUUGGAGAACGCUUUCUGUAUCAAAAGGAUACGCGUACUGUGUCCUUUUCUGAGUUCAUUAACGUUGAACUAGUUCUAUAUAGUAAUUAUGAUAAUGUGCGAUCUAUACCUAAUAUGAUCGAUGGUUUCAAACCUGGCCAGAGGAAAGUGGUGUAUACUUGUUUAAAACGUAACGAUAAACGUGAAGUGAAAGUGGCACAAUUAGCUGGUUCUGUUGCUGAACAUUCAGCGUAUCAUCAUGGUGAAGUUUCUCUUAUGUCGACUAUUAUUAAUCUUGCACAAAAUUUUGUAGGAAGUAAUAACAUAAAUAUACUUCAACCAAAUGGUCAAUUUGGUACGAGACUCACGGGAGGAAAAGAUGCAGCGAGUCCUCGAUAUAUUUUCACGAUGCUUAGUCCAUUAGCACGAUACAUAUUUCACAAACAUGAUGAUGCUUUAUUAAAACACGAAUAUGAUGAUAAUCAAAAAAUUGAACCUGUUUUCUAUGUACCAAUUAUACCAAUGAUAUUAGUGAACGGUGCUGAGGGAAUUGGUACUGGAUGGAUGACAAAGAUACCAAAUUAUAAUCCUAGAGAAAUAAUUGAAAACUUAUAUAGAAUGAUGGAUGGUGCUGAUCCAAAGCCUAUGGUACCAUAUUACAAAAACUUCAAAGGAGUCAUAGAAAGUUGUGGAGAUUAUAGAUAUGUUGUUAAUGGAGAAAUUUCAGUGAUAGGACCAGAUAAGCUUGAAAUUACUGAACUUCCAGUUGGAAUUUGGACACAGACAUAUAAAGAAUCAGUACUAGAACCAAUGUUACAUGGAAGUGAUAAAAUUCCGGCUAUUAUUACAGACUACAAGGAAUACAAUACAGAUACAGAAGUGCAAUUUAUAGUAAUGUUAAACCGUGAUAAGUUGGUAGAACUAGAAAGAGAUGGUCUUCAUAAAGCAUUUAAGUUACAAACGACAAUGACGAUUACGUCUAUGUGUGCAUUUGAUGAAAAUCUAUGUCUUAAAAGAUAUGAUAGCGUCCUGCAGAUUUUAAACAAUUUUUAUAAAAUGAGAUUAGAGAUGUAUCACAAAAGAAAGGACUAUUUGGAAGGUAUUCUACAAGCGGAGGCAUCUAAACUCUCAAAUCAAGCACGAUUUAUUAUAGAGAAAUGUGAUGGUACUAUAGUAAUAGAAAAUAAAAAGAAAAAAGAUAUGAUAGCUGAAUUAAUUAGACGGGAAUAUGAAUCUGAUCCAGUUGUAGCCUGGAAAUUAUCGCAAAAUAGGGAAGAAAUUUUAGAAGCUCAAGAGGAGAUAGCAGAAAAUGUUGAAGAUGAAGAGGUUGCAUCACCUGAUGUUGUAGCAAAUGAAAAUUUUGAUUAUUUAUUAGGAAUGACCUUAUGGAGUUUAACAAAAGAAAGAAAAGACGAACUGUUGCGUCAAAGGGAUGAUAAAUUAUUAGAAUUGAAAAGAUUACAAGCUCGUACACCUAUUUCAUUAUGGAAAGAGGACUUAGAUAAUUUGUUAAAUGAAUUAAAUAGGUUGGAAGAAAAAGAAAAAAAAGAAGAACGAAAAUCAAAACAGAGUAAUAAAAAGCCACCAUCGAAGUACUAUAAUAACGAUAGUAUUCGUCGAAUAGUUCCCACAAUUGACACUGAAUUAAAAAGGAAAAUUGAAAAAGCAGAAAAUGUGUCUAAAGACAAAAAGGAAGGCAUAAAAAAACAUCAAAAGGUAAAGAAAGAACCAACAGAUGAUAAAGAUGAACUUGAUAUGUUGGUUGAAGCAAAUGCUAAAUCUUUACAAGACAGAUUGGGUAAUUCUCCAGAAAAAAUAGAAAAGAAAGCAGGCGGCAGAAAAAGAUUGAAACAGACAAUAUUAUCAUUCAAAUCGAAAGUGAAAAAGGAAAAAGGUGACGAAAAGAAAGACAAAGACUCUGACUGUAGUGAUGACAUUGAUUUUGGUAGUAUUUCCCCACCACCAGAACCUCGAGUAUCCCGUCGUGCUUCUUCAGACAUGGAACAGAAAACGAAACCUACAACUAUUGUUAAUAGCGAUUCUGACGAUAUCUUUAAAGCACAUAAGAAACCGAGUUCAGAAGAACUUUUUGACUCUUUAGUCGGUAGUUCUCCAGAAAAACAACAAAAAGCUGUGGAAAUAUCUAGUGAAGAUUUAUCUAUAUUUUCACCUCCGACGAAAGUAUCCGCUAAAAAGAAAGCUGAAAAUGGAGGAAAAGGAAUGAAAAGGCAAUUAAAGAAAAAAGCAGUUUCUUCCGAUUCAGAUUCUGAAGAAGUCAUGGUCUCAAAUAAACAAGCUCCUAUAAAGAAAAGAAAGAAGAAGUCCGAAUCGGAAGAAGACAACAUUGCUAGUGUAGAAAGUUCGCCGGUAUUAACGCGAAAAACUGGCGGUCGUGCUCGUAAACCUGUUUCGUAUGUUCUUAAAUCAGACGAUGAUGAUUCCAAUUGAUCGAUUUUGUACAAUAUUUUAAAAUUAUAAAAAAAUAAA
Molecule: messenger RNA, 4317 nt
Organism: Habropoda laboriosa
Lineage: Eukaryota; Metazoa; Arthropoda; Insecta; Hymenoptera; Apidae
Gene: Top2
Product: DNA topoisomerase 2
Exons: 23
Coding region: 1-4278 (1425 amino acids)
Biological process (GO): resolution of meiotic recombination intermediates; DNA topological change; sister chromatid segregation
Cellular component (GO): nucleus
Molecular function (GO): DNA binding; DNA topoisomerase type II (double strand cut, ATP-hydrolyzing) activity; ATP binding
Source: RefSeq, a predicted model, not a curated record